This is a messenger RNA of Dromaius novaehollandiae (emu), 2908 nucleotides long. RefSeq names its product F-box only protein 4. Gene Ontology annotation, biological process: SCF-dependent proteasomal ubiquitin-dependent protein catabolic process; protein polyubiquitination. Gene Ontology annotation, molecular function: protein binding. NCBI's taxonomy places the organism in Eukaryota, Metazoa, Chordata, Aves, Casuariiformes, Dromaiidae. The record is from RefSeq and is a predicted model, not a curated record. Gene Ontology annotation, cellular component: SCF ubiquitin ligase complex. The coding region runs from base 69 to 1214 and encodes 381 amino acids. The transcript has 7 exons.
GGCCGGGCCGGGCCGCUGCGGGCGCCGCCCUCAGCGCGGAGGCGUCGCCGCCGGCGGGCCCGGGCGCCAUGGCGGAGGGCGGUCGGCUGGAGGCCGCCGUGCGCGGGCGGCUGCGCGGCCUGCGGGAGCGGUGGGCGCGGGGCGCCCGCGAGCGCGGCGGCGCGGAGGCGGCGGCCGGCCCCGGCCCCGGCGGCGGGGAGGCCGCGGAGGAAGCGAGCGCCCUGCAGGCGCUGCCGAUCGACGUGCAGCUGCGCAUCAUGUCCUUCCUGUCGCCGCAAGACCUCUGCCGCCUGGGCAGCACCGGCUCCUACUGGCGGGCGGCCGUGCGGGACCCGCUGCUGUGGAGGUGCUUUCUGCUGAGGGACCUCCCCUCCUGGGCCUCGGUGGACUGGAGGUCGCUCCCCAGCGUGGAGGUCUUCCAUCAAGUCUUUUCGGAAGCCGGCGGUAAUGCGCUGUACGACUACAUGGCCGUAUAUAAAAAAAGCUGUCCUCAGAGUAGAAGAAGUCUGAAAUCAAGCCGUCUCCGGUAUGGGGCUGUGACAUCCUUUUUGCAAUCACUGGUCACUCAGGCAGAACCUCGCUUUGCUAUGUUUGGGCCGGGGUUGGAAGAGCUGGACGACUCUUUAGUGCAAAAGAUGAUGACUUGCCCAGAAAUUCUACUAGUGGCUGGCCUACCUCAAAGACGAAUUCAUGGGAUUGGAUCAGGAGUCAGUUUUCAGUUCAAUAACAAUCAAAAAUUCAAUAUUUUGACAUUGUAUUCAACUACGAGUGUGGAAAGGAGGAGAGCAAGGGCAGAGCAAGCUGUUGUUGUGAAUAAGAUGUUCUACCAAGACAACAGUACAGUGGGGAAUCAGCAAGCUGUGCACUACAAUGUAAUAGCUCAAGUUAAAAAGGUGUGCGAAGUAGUUGAUGGAUUCAUCUAUGUUGCUAAUGCAGAAGCUCAUAAAAAGCACGAUCGUGAAGAGGAACUGGCCCAUAUUUUGGCAAUGAUUGAUCCAGCUCUUGGGCCUCGAAACAGACCUCUGCUGGUUUUAUCUUGUAUCUCUCAUGUUGAUGUGAAAAGAAUUCCUUGUGUUUACAUGGCACAUCAGUUGCAACUGAAUCUGUUACAUCAGCCCUGGAUGGUGCAGGACACUGUAGCUGCUACUUUAGAUGGACUGCUAAGUGGACUUGAGUGGCUCUUGGAAGAAGCAGAUUGUAAAAAUGCACAGUAAUUAGACUUGCUUCAUUUUACUGUAUAGAGACUUUAGUGUGUUGCAGCUCAAAUGAAGUGUGAAUCUUGUCCUGACACAGCAUUGUCAGAUAAGAGAUUUAGAAGACAUGCAUAUAUUUGAUUGUACAUACUUUUAUAAUUAACAUUCUUCCAGCUGUAGACCUGAAUUAGAACUACAAGCAGGAUUGCCUGGAUUCCAGCAGCUGAUGAAGAAGUGAUUUUUUUGGAAGCUGUUGGGUUUUGUUCUCUUUUAAUUUGAGGCAUUUACGAUGCAAUCUUUUCUCUGUGCUUCUUAUAACCUAAUCUCUUUUUGUAAAUAAAACUAGCGCUAGGUUAAUUUAUCAGCACAGCCCUAUGGCAUACAUCACAUCACAUUUACAAAAUAUAUUCAGUGGAGAUCUUGACAUUGACAAUUCCCAACCAAAGAAAAUACACUGUAUCCUGUACUGUGCUUUCAGCUCAUCAUCCUUUGUAGUAGGUUGAUAUUUCAAAACAAUAAAUUCCUCUGUAUUUUUUCAGGAGCAAUGCCUAGACAAAAAAUAGUGCUUGAAGGAGAAUUGUCAGCCCAGAACAAAAUUCUCAGAAACCAACAAAAUGCCCCAUAUGAAUGACUUGUUUCUUGUUUGUGAUCUUAUUUAUUAAUGAACCACAAAAGGCUUCAGCAUCUUCUACUUUCUGCUUCAGUGAAGUUAUUCACUUGAACUGGACACCUUUCUACUAUCACAAACAAAUGUUAGAUUCAUUAGGACUUUACAACAUCUAUCAAAUGCAUAGAUCCCAAGGAUCUACUAGUCACUCGAAUAGUUGUGGCAUUUGCAGAUGUGAAGUGUGCCUGUCUUGAAAUUUUCUGCAUAGAAGUAUUUUUAUAAAAAGACAACAUUUUAGAGCUGGAAUUAUAUUUUCCAUAUUGAUGCCUUUUAGGAUAGUUCUGCUUCUAGUCUUCCACCUUUUUAUUGUUUUUUCAGUUAUUAGAUGAAUGCCCACAAGCUUCCCUUGACUUUUUUGUCUAGGCAUGUGUUUGUUUUCUUUUCCUGUAUCUCUUGCUCUCUGCCUUCUGCUCCAUUUCUAUGCAUGGAAAUGCAAUAGUCUCACAAACAGUUGUUUCUUGGUAUCUAGAUAAAUGGAUACAUGGUGUACAUUCAGCUGUUGUGUAUGACUGUACAGUGUAGCAGUAACUGCCCUCAAUUUGAUAAGUGUGUUUAAUGCAUAACACAACUAUUUUAGAAACAUUCCAUUUGGGAAGUCUCUUUUUUUAACAAACUAGGAGACCAGAGAUAGAAGUAUCUUUGCAUUUUUUUUCUUCUUUAUCCACAAUUAACUCAAUUUUCGAGACUUUUUUUUCUGACUUGUUAUCAGGACAUGUGGGGGUGUUUCAAGGGAAAAUCCAUGGGAAACUGUACUAUGCUAAUUCUGUUUUUUAUCGGUUUUUAAUAAGUUAUGUGUACUUUCCCUUUAAAACAGUGGGGACACAAAAUGUUCAUCAAUAUUUGGGGUAAAUUUCCAAAUUUUCUAGGUAGAUGUAUGCAACUUUCCUGCUAGUCAUAAUAAUUCUGUAAUGAUCCAUCCACAUUUUAGAGGGGCGAAUGUUGCGAUCUGAUGCUAUGUUAGCUACCAUGAAUGUGUUUGUUUAUGCAAGAUCUUCACUGUAACAUUUUUCUGCUUUCUUCCUAAAGAAUAAAUUAUUUUUUGAAGAGA